Messenger RNA from Scylla paramamosain (green mud crab), 4413 nucleotides. RefSeq names its product tether containing UBX domain for GLUT4-like. The record is from RefSeq and is a predicted model, not a curated record. Gene Ontology annotation, molecular function: protein binding. The transcript is spliced from 11 exons. NCBI's taxonomy places the organism in Eukaryota, Metazoa, Arthropoda, Malacostraca, Decapoda, Portunidae. Gene Ontology annotation, cellular component: vesicle membrane; nucleus; cytoplasm. Bases 135 to 1724 code for a protein of 529 amino acids. Gene Ontology annotation, biological process: glucose homeostasis; intracellular protein transport.
CUGUCAGUUUCCCGCAAGAUCAUCACCGUGCCUCCUGCGGCUUGUGGCGACCACAUAGACAAGUCCCACUCACCAUGAAUUGAAGCUCUCAAACCGUGCAGCUUUCUAACCUAAAUAUUAAGCAAAUUGUGACCAUGGCCGGGAUGUCUGUGACCGUGCUGUGCCCCGCUGGACGGAGGGUCAACGUGAAGGUCACUCCAAACACCAGCAUCUUGCAGAUCAUUGAGGAAGCCAGCUUGAAGCAAGGCCUAAAUCCUGAUCAGUAUGAGCUGAGACACCUGCGGCGUGUAUUGGACAGCAGCAGCAAUGUGCGCCAUGCAGGGCUGCCCAACAGGUGCCAGCUGGAGAUGGUGGAAGCACCUGUGCUACGUUCACCAGCCUCCGUCAGUGUCCACAUUGCCACAGAGUCAGGUCUCCGCCUGGUCCAUGACUUUCCUUGUACAACAACUUUAUGGGAGAUCCUGGAGUACCACCGGGAGAACAGUGGUGUUGGGGAAGAGUUCCUGCCCCCUGUGGAGAGUGGGCAGGAGGUGGUGCUGGUGUAUGCCAUGCGCAGGAUUACCUGUCCAGAGCUGGCCAAAGUGACCCUUAGAACUCUUGGCCUUAUUGGGGGAAAGUGUAUGCUAAGGCACAGUGUCCAGAGCAUGUCAUCAGCCGGCUGUCAGGCCCAUGUGUCCUCCUCCCUGGCACGCCGCCCUGUUCACCACCCAGAGCUGGCAGAGGAGGAAGAAAAGCUAGUUGUGGAGAAUGAUGCUGGGGGACACAGUGUAGCUCCUAAGUACCCUGUGCCUCACUCCAGGAAAGAAGAGAAUUAUCACUCUCAGGAAAUGGAUGUCAGCAUGGAAGAAAUCCCUGACAUGCCUGUGUUUGCCCCUCCAUUGAUCCUCAAGGAAGCCACACCUGCCGUGCCUUCUCAUUCCAGUGCUGAGUGUGCCGUCCCACUUGACCUGACUACAAUGUCAUCCCCUCAGAAGAUGCCCCCUCCCCCCAAGGUUACCAAGAUAGGAGACCACAAUGCCAUCGUGUUCAGCAUGGCUGACGCACCGCCCACGCUUACCGGAGACGAGGACGACGCCUUCUUCCAGCUGACUGCGGAGGAGGUCAGGCGGUUAUACAAGGAGCAGAGGAGAGCCUUAAUAGAGCUGCAGGAAGCACCUUUGCUGACUAAGAGCAUGAGGGACAUGGAGGAGAGUUCGAAGGUGCUGGCAGCCAUGAGCCGGUACCCCAUCACCCAUCUCAGGAUACACUUCCCAGAUGAACAUGUCAUCCAGGCAUCCUUCAAGCCCACCGACCUCGUGGCUGAUGUCAUCAGCUUCCUGCGGCCAUUCCUAGCCUGCCCCACUGCUGACUUCAGUCUGUCCACACGACAUCCACACAGGACUUUGUCUCCAAGCACCACUCUAGUCGCUGCCGACUGUGUUCCUAAUGCCCGGCUAUACUAUGAGGGAUUCCCUGCUGAGCCACCCUACCUGAGUGAGGACACACUGGCCAAGAAGUCUUCCUACAGUGGGGCGUGUAGCAGCCUAAACUCCAUGAAUACCACAAAGACAAGGCCUCUUGGAAUUAGUGACAAGGGCCACACUCUGUCUGAGCCAUCCAGCAGCAGCACCAGCAGCAGGAGGAAGGAGGAGGCCUUGGACUUGGGCACUCGGCCCCAUGCCAGUGAUGGCAGGAUGACGGGAACAGUGCCUAAGGUUCCUAAAUGGUUCAAAGUUGGAAAGUGAUACAUAAUAGUAAUAUAAAGCACUUGUGUUAUAAGAAUAGAAAAACAAAUGUAUAGUUUUAUUUUCUGUCAUCAAGGGAGAGAAUUUUAUACGCAAAACAUACAUGUAGCAUAUCACAGUGAGCCAGUAUUAUUGAGAAAAGGCAUGUCAGUCCCAUGAAGUUGUGGAGUUGGAGCUUAUUAUUUUGCAAGACACUAUAAGUGAGUUGUUCUGACAAAGCCUCACAGGUGAAAAAGAUGCAGCUGUCUACCUCCUCCUCUCUUUCCAGCUCAGUCACUACAUUUAUGUGUACUCUGAGAAAUGAGUCAGUGCAGUAAUUAUAAAGCCGUUGCUCAUGUGAGUUUGGAUAUUAUUUUGGAGAGAUUUUAUAUUUAAUUAUAGAAUGCAUAUCUAUUUGUACCACAAAUUUUGGAUGAAGACAAUUCACAACACAUGCAAACGUGUUGAAAGAUCCCUAAGUGCCACCUUCCUGUUUCAAUUAUAUCAAUGCAAUACAGUGAUCAUAAGCUAAGAUAAAUCCCUCAGAAUGAUGCUAUCGAAGCUUUACCCGUUUAGACAAAGGGUUUGUGAAUAUUAUGGCAAUGUCUGCGUUCUGUAGUUUUGUAAUGAAAUGCUCACCCUUUGAUUAUACUGUUUACUAAUUAAAUGUUAGUCACAGAAGGUUUUCACCACAUGGUAUUGUAGUGGCUGUAGUAGAAUAGUGGUGAGGUUCUGUGCAUUUUAUCUAACAAGAUGAUUACUCUCAAAGGUCACCACCAUUAUCAUUGCCAUACAUGCACUCAUAUUACUGGCAUCAUUGUCACCACCAUACUGUUGUCAUUAGUCACUUGCUUUUCAAUCUGUGCAUGCUUCCUCUGAGGCAACACAACCACCUGGGUGCUGCCAUACUUGGGCUGUCCAACACAGGUGCACAGAGAACAACAGGGCUGUUUGUGAGGAAGGGAAGGGUAGUGUGCCAACAAACUGCAGGAUACCAGAUGCUAGUUUUGUCUAGAUUGUAGUCACAUGGGCUUCAAGGAAUUAAUGCAUUAUAAGUAUACCAGUGGCUUAUAUGUAUAGAGCAUGUUGAGAUUAUAAUCAGGGAUGUCUUUAUCCCAGGACACACUGUGUGUGUCCUUUGAAUUUUAUUGAUGGGUGAAUUUGAGCCUCACAAAUUAAUAUGUGCCCUGGAUCCUCUUCAGGCUAAACAUGCUCCCUUAAAUGUAAGCUUGCUGUCAUAAGCUGACUCAAAUAAGUAGAAGUUACAUCCUAAAUAUUUUACAUAUAAAUGCAUGUCUUCAUAAUUUUGGAAUGACUUCAUUGUUGCAAUUACUUCUGCGUAGAAACAUAUAUUUUAGUUUGAAACAAAUUAUGUACUUUGCUGAUUAGAAAUGUUUUAUUAUAUUGAACACAAUAUGUACUUACAUGCUGUUUUAUGAUGUGCUUUCUACAGCCUAUCCAUAAUUGACACAAUUCAUGCUUCUAAAGUUCAACUUCACAAAGACUUAAUUUUACUUGUAAAUUGUUUAUACUUAAUUCACUUUUUGAGAAGUACAAUCUAAAUUGCUUAUAAAGUUUUAUUGAAGUGGUGAUUAAUUGGUUUAAUUCAUUAGGUUAUUUGUAUUUGACUGAUUGACAAAUGAGAAGCAGUGUGACUUAGGUUUGGAGAUGCUGGACAGGUACAAGCUUGAUAUUAUAUGCAUCACUGUAUUCCAAAGAUGACAUAGGGAAGCCAUAUGUAUGCUUUAACUACAACAACAGCUCAAUAUACUAUUACUAUAAUGAAUGCUUUUACUUUACAAGAAAAAUCUAGUGGACCAGGUACAUCUUUGGUCCCUGGGAUGGUGUGAUGAGAGGCACACACAAGUAGCCUGCCCCACACUGGUGGUGGAUUUAUGGUGUGUGGAAUGUGUGGUCAUCAGUGAAACCUGAUUCAGUGAUCUUUGAUAUUGGCUUCAUCAUUGAAAAUGUUUUUCACCGUUAUUUUUACUGUUUUUAGUACUUAGUUGUAGAGUGUUGCAGUACAUGCAUCAGUUAUGUAACACCCUUGAGGAUGUGGGAUCCUGUGGGUGACUGGCCCACUCAGCGCUUCACCUGUAAAUCUACUGCAGCUGGGUACCACCACCACCACCAUCACCAACACCACUACUAGUACUGAUAUACAUACUAGGUGCUUACUUUUUAUCUCUUGUAUACAAUGCUUACAAGUUAGCUGUCCUACCCUUCAACUGGCAUUCCUUUCUUUUUAUAGUGUCUAAGAUGACAAUAAAUUAUUAGGUAUCUGGAAGAGAACUGUUGGACGAGCUUUUUAAGAGUAGGACAUUAAUAUCUCUCUCUCUCUCUCUUUCUCUCUCUCUCUCUCUCUCUCUCUCUCUCUCUCUCUCUCUCUCUCUCUCUCUCUCUCUCUCUCUCUCUCUCUCUCUCUCUCUCUCUCUCUCUCUAAAAAGUAUGUGUAUACUGUAACACACUUGAUUUCUAUUGGCUAUGUUAUAAAAGUAGGUAGGUAGAUGGAUAGAUGGCUGGGAGGCUGCACAGGCUCCCGUGAGGACUGCAAAGGGAGUGGGCCAGUUAGUGAGUGAACAUCAAUUAAAUUGUCAUUUUCUUCCUGCUCCAUACAGACAGUCAAAUGUUGUGGGUAUUUAAUACUUCACAGUUACAUAUUUAGAUUAUGUAUUUUGUUAUCUGACCAAUAAAGGUAAUGUUAAGUCAA